AUGAUAUCCAGAUCAUCAUUUUUAAGAGCAUCAAGAUUAAUAAGUCGUGGAAGUUUAUCUGGUACCUUGAGAGCAUUCUCAGUUACCUCGUGCCGUGCUCAAGAGGACUUAGUUGAUUUAAACUUUUUGGCAAGGAAGAAGCCGAGUACAGAAAACUAUGUUCCAUUAGUUAAUCCGACCGAGAAAUAUAAAGUUCAAAUUGAAGAAUUGCAUAAAUUCGGAACAUAUAUUAUGGCAUGUUUACCAAAGUAUAUCCAACAAUUUUCAGUUUGGAAAGAUGAAUUGACUAUCUACGUUGCUCCAUCUGCACUUAGACCAGUUAUGGUUUUCUUAAAGAACCAUACUUCAGCACAAUUUAAAUCUUGUAUGGAUGUUACGGCUGCAGAUUAUCCCUCAAGAACAAAUAGAUUUGAUGUUGUUUAUAACUUAUUAUCUGUUAGACAUAAUUCUAGAAUUAGAGUCAAAACUUACGCAAAUGAAACCAGCCCAGUUCCUUCUAUUACUCCAAUUUUUCAUGGUGCAAAUUGGUUUGAAAGAGAGACUUAUGAUAUGUUUGGGGUUUUCUUUGAAGGACACCCAGAUUUAAGAAGAAUUAUGACCGAUUACGGCUUUGAAGGUCACCCAUUAAGAAAAGAUUUCCCAACCACUGGUUAUACCGAAGUAAGAUACGAUGAGGAGAAAAAAAGGGUUGUUUAUGAACCAUUAGAAUUGACUCAAGCAUGGAGAAAUUUUUCUGUUGGCUCAGCUGUUUGGGAACCUGUGGGUGAAGGCAAAGAUUUCACUCCAGAAGCCUUCAAAUUGCCAACUCCAGAACCGGAGCCAGAAAAGGAAGGCGAGCAAAAGAAAUAG
Molecule: messenger RNA, 849 nt
Organism: Hemisphaericaspora subhashii
Lineage: Eukaryota; Fungi; Ascomycota; Pichiomycetes; Serinales; Debaryomycetaceae
Gene: ALI1
Product: Ali1p
Exons: 1
Coding region: 1-849 (282 amino acids)
Molecular function (GO): NADH dehydrogenase (ubiquinone) activity
Source: RefSeq, a predicted model, not a curated record